Racocetra fulgida is the source of this 1465-nucleotide messenger RNA. Lineage: Eukaryota; Fungi; Glomeromycota; Glomeromycetes; Diversisporales; Gigasporaceae. The record is from the annotation of a GenBank genome assembly.
AUGUCAUUUUUCCCCCCUGAUAUAACUGAGAAUUUGGAAAAAUUACAUAAGUUACCGGUCCCAACUGUCAAAGGAUCAUUUAAUUACCCAAGUUACCUUAGAUCGUUUAAUCUUGAAUUUUUGGGUGAUGCUUUGGUUGAAUGGGUGAAAACGACCGGUAUCGGAGAUCAAGAAGAGGAUAGCGAGUCAUCAGAAAGUAGCGAAGAUGAGAGCUCAGAUGAUAAUGGAAUUAUUAUCGAGAGCGAUUCAACUGAAGAAAAGGAACAAACUUCAGACAACGAUGAGAGUUCAGAUGAAGAAAGUUCGGAUGAUGGAUCUAUGUUUAAUUAUGAGAUCGAAGAAGAUAGUAUGGAACUGGCAGAAGUAGAAGAGUAUUUGUUAGAGCAGCUAUGUAAACUUUUUAUAUGUCAUUCCAAAAAAAUUAAAGAGCUUAGUAUUGGUGAUCUCGGAAUCGAUGGAUUUUUCGUGGAUGAUAUGCCAAAGUAUAAUGGUGCUUCAUGUUUAUCCCAUCUUGUUGCAUUGGAAUUGGAUGGUACUACGUGUACCGGCACAUUUAUAUCCGGAUUGUCUGAACUUAGUCGUAACCUUUCUUCAAUAAUUAUUGAGGACAUGGACGAUGAAUCAUCAUUCAUUGAUGAGUUAGAAACACUUAUCAAAAACCAACAAAAACUCAAACGAUUCCAAUUAGUCGACAUAACAUUAGACAUGUCGAAGGUUAUAUCGUGUCUUAAAACACAAGUUGAUUCGUUAGUAGAAGUUUCACUUAGAGAUGUAUACAUUCGAGAUCAAGAAUCUAUGAAGUCCUUGACUUAUUGCAGCAAACUUGAAACAUUGGAUCUAUCGUUCCAAGAAAAAAAAUACUACAAAUCAUUUAUUCCUUUGUGGUACACAAAUUUUCCUAAACUUAGAAACUUUGAAAUUUCAAUGUUCUACACUUGGCAAGAUCCGGCAUUUAUCGAAAAUACCAAGGCAUUCUUAGCAAUUAACGGCAAGCAUCUUCAUGGGUUAACAUUUGGUCUCACAACGAAUAUAUAUAAUGAUAUCCUUCAAGAUAUUAGUAGAUAUUGUCCAAAACUCACAAAUCUAGAAAUUAAUCGGAUCUUUGACGGAGUUAUUAACCUCAUAGAAUUGUUAAAAACUCCUUUACCGUUAGAAAAAUUAAUAAUUGAAUACAAUAAAACAAAACUUCAUCGUGCUGAUGGAAUUUUACCACCGUUACAGGAAUUAGUUGCACUCAAGAAAUUAACGCAUUUUGAAAUUGGAUGGAUCUUUUCAGCAUUGAGUUUAUCUACUCUUUUGGAAAACUGGGAUGCGCCAAUUGUUCAAUUUUCAUAUUUUUGUGAUGAGGAUAUCGAAUUACACAACACAGUUUUAAAACGAUACGCGGAAAAACAGAAGGAUAAAAGAAAUAUUAAAAAUCAUGAAGUGACAACUUCUUCAUACCAGCGCAAUGAUGUUCGGGCCC